Messenger RNA from Bradysia coprophila, 4276 nucleotides. It is a transcript of the gene AGO1, whose product is annotated as protein argonaute-1. Lineage: Eukaryota; Metazoa; Arthropoda; Insecta; Diptera; Sciaridae. Gene Ontology annotation, molecular function: protein binding; RNA binding. The record is from RefSeq and is a predicted model, not a curated record.
UGAACAUGAAAAUGAAUGAGUACACAGCCAUAUCGCAACGCCGCUGGUUGGAUUUGAUAUAAUACAUCUAAUUAAAAUCCGAUGAUUUUUAUUCGAAAAUAAAAAUAUUUACCGAAUCUUUUGGAUGGUAUUGUUGACAUUUAGUGAUCGGACAAGAGAAUAAGAUAAAUGAAAAUUGGAAUUACAAUUCGUUAUAAGUUAAUUCAACGUAAAAUCGAUCGACCUGAUCCAAUUUAUAAACAAAAACAACACGUAAUGCUAUUUAAUCAUCUCUAUUUCACUACCUCUACAAUGGGUACUGUAGACUAGUCGCCGUGUUGUACGGCAUAUUGUGCAAUGCAUUAAAAGUGUAAGUAAAAAUAAAUAAGAAAAAAAAACAAGCAGAACUUGUAUGUACAUUACCAACUCAAAGAGAACUACUGUAGUCACUAUCAUCGGGUUUUCUGAUACAAAAUGUUGAUAUACUUUUGCCGAAAAUAUUGUUCAAACUCGUUAUCGUCGUUGUGUUAAAAAAAAAAAUAAGAAGAGAGAAAAUUCGACACGAAAAUUACGCAUAUUUUAAUGACUAUGUAGCAAGAUAUGUGAAAAUCAAAAAGAAAAAAAAUAAUUACAAUAAAAUGUUAUGUUUAAGUCAACGAAACCUUGCCAAUGUAAAGAAGUUUCCAUAAAAUUUUAUUAUUAUUUUUUUCUGUUUAAAGCAAUUUACCGUGCCCAUGUGUAAAUAUACGUAAAAGAAACAAAGUCAAUUAAAAAAAAAGUUUUUAUAAACUUGAAAAUUGUGUAACUCUUAAAUUUUGUGUUUCUUGAAUGGUGAACAUCCUGAAAAUAAUAUUGUACUGAAACAGCAUUCGAAUCAAUGGUGGUUUUUGUUAAUUUACCACCGGUACGAUAAUUUAUUUGCCGGUUAUAAUAUUGUUGACGAUUUUACCCAACGAUAUCGCCGGAAUUUAUUGGAUUAAUCAAUCACAGCAGCAAUAAAAGAAAAGGAAAAGAAAAAGAAUCGGGACAAAAGAUGUCGACAGAAAAUGAAUUAACGCCUGGCAUGCCAGCCCAUUUACAUACAUUGUCGUAUCCCGAUUUGACGACAACAAUUCAGCUGAACAAAGCAGUCAGUUUGUUGGAGAAGGCCUCUACAUAUGACUCAUGGACUUCCUCACCACCUCGGCCACCGAGCCCUGCGCAGUCGCAGACAAGCCUCACACUUUCAUCACCAACACCAGGAUCGACACCAACAACAGCUGUAGCCGGCUCUAGCGUUACAGCUGGCCCAUUAGGCGUUGUCACUACGGCAACGCCAGCACCGCCGGAUCUUCCAGUAUUUACAUGUCCGCGACGACCGAACUUGGGACGGGAGGGUCGUCCCAUUUUACUUCGUGCCAAUCAUUUUCAAAUAUCUAUGCCGCGUGGCUAUGUGCAUCAUUAUGACAUUAACAUACAGCCGGACAAGUGUCCGCGAAAAGUUAAUCGGGAAAUUAUUGAGACAAUGGUGGCCGCAUACAGUAAAUUGUUUGGUGUUUUGAAACCAGUAUUCGAUGGCAGAAACAAUUUGUAUACACGGGAUCCGUUGCCCAUUGGUAACGAUCGUUUAGAAUUGGAGGUUACGCUACCAGGCGAGGGAAAAGAUCGAGUGUUUAGAGUCUCAAUCAAAUGGGUUGCGCAAGUGUCAUUGUUCAAUUUGGAAGAAGCAUUGGAGGGACGUACUCGUCAAAUUCCCUACGACGCAAUACUAGCUCUGGAUGUCGUCAUGAGACAUUUACCAAGCAUGGUUUACACACCAGUUGGACGGAGUUUCUUCAGUUCACCUGAUGGAUACUAUCAUCCGUUAGGCGGUGGUCGUGAAGUGUGGUUCGGUUUUCAUCAAAGUGUGCGUCCAUCACAGUGGAAAAUGAUGUUAAACAUCGAUGUAUCUGCAACGGCAUUUUACAAAGCUCAACCGGUUACUGAUUUCAUGUGUGAAGUGUUGGACAUUCGAGAUGUGCUGGAGCAAAGAAAACCACUCACCGAUUCACAACGUGUCAAAUUUACGAAAGAAAUCAAAGGUCUAAAAAUUGAAAUCACUCAUUGUGGAACAAUGCGACGUAAAUAUCGCGUGUGCAACGUGACUCGACGACCAGCUCAAAUGCAAUCAUUCCCACUGCAAUUAGAAAAUGGACAAACAGUUGAAUGUACCGUUGCCAAAUAUUUCUUAGACAAAUACAAAAUGAAAUUGAAACAUCCACAUUUGCCAUGCUUGCAAGUUGGACAGGAGCACAAACAUACUUAUUUACCGCUUGAAGUAUGCAAUAUCGUUGCCGGUCAGAGAUGCAUAAAGAAAUUGACCGAUAUGCAGACAUCAACGAUGAUUAAGGCAACAGCUCGCUCGGCCCCUGAUCGAGAACGUGAAAUUAAUAAUCUAGUCAGACGUGCUGACUUCAACAAUGAUGAAUAUGUGCAGGAAUUUGGUCUAACCAUUUCAAAUAGCAUGAUGGAGGUGCGUGGCAGAGUUUUACCACCACCCAGACUUCAAUAUGGUGGUCGUGGCGCUACUAUGAUGGGCCAACCUAUGUUCCCUCCACAGAACAAGGUCAGUUUGGCAACACCCAAUCAGGGUGUUUGGGAUAUGCGUGGCAAACAGUUUUACACUGGAGUGGAGAUCCGUGUCUGGGCCAUUGCAUGCUUUGCACCACAGCGAACCGUACGUGAAGAUGCGUUGAGGAAUUUCACCCAGCAACUGCAAAAGAUUUCCAACGAUGCUGGCAUGCCGAUCAUUGGCCAACCAUGUUUCUGUAAAUAUGCCACUGGUCCAGAUCAGGUUGAACCGAUGUUCAGAUAUCUUAAAAAUAGCUUUAAUGCGCUGCAAUUGGUUGUGGUGGUUUUGCCGGGAAAGACUCCAGUUUAUGCUGAAGUGAAACGUGUUGGUGAUACUGUGCUCGGUAUGGCCACACAAUGUGUACAAGCCAAAAAUGUUAACAAAACUUCGCCACAGACGCUAUCGAAUCUUUGUUUAAAGAUCAACGUGAAGUUGGGCGGAAUCAAUUCGAUUCUUGUGCCAUCAAUAAGACCAAGUGUAUUCAACAAACCGGUAAUAUUCCUUGGUGCCGAUGUCACACACCCACCAGCUGGAGACAAUAAAAAACCAUCCAUUGCGGCCGUUGUCGGAUCAAUGGAUGCACAUCCGUCACGAUAUGCAGCAACUGUGCGAGUACAACAACAUCGUCAGGAAAUUAUCCAAGAGCUCAGCAGUAUGGUUCGUGAGCUGCUGAUAAUGUUUUACAAAUCGACGGGUGGCUAUAAGCCUCACCGAAUCAUUUUGUAUCGAGACGGUGUGUCUGAGGGCCAGUUCCCACAUGUUUUACAACAUGAAUUAACUGCCCUGCGUGAAGCAUGUAUUAAAUUGGAAGCUGGCUAUCGGCCUGGCAUUACAUUUAUCGUCGUACAGAAAAGACAUCACACACGAUUGUUCUGUGCCGAUAAGAAAGAACAGAGCGGAAAAUCGGGUAACAUACCAGCCGGUACAACGGUCGAUGUGGGCAUUACACAUCCAACCGAAUUCGAUUUUUACUUGUGCAGUCAUCAGGGUAUUCAGGGCACAAGUCGUCCGUCACACUAUCACGUUCUGUGGGACGAUAAUCAAUUCGAUUCCGACGAGCUACAAUGUUUGACAUAUCAACUAUGCCAUACAUAUGUCAGAUGCACGAGAUCGGUGUCGAUUCCAGCGCCAGCUUACUAUGCACAUUUGGUAGCGUUCAGAGCACGCUAUCAUCUUGUGGAAAAGGAACAUGAUUCGGGCGAAGGAUCGCACCAAAGUGGAUGUUCUGAAGAUCGUACACCGGGUGCGAUGGCGCGUGCGAUCACCGUUCAUUUAGAAACCAAAAAAGUUAUGUACUUUGCAUAAGCAAUCAUUUGGAUAACGAAACAAAAGCACGAAGAAAGAUGGAUCACGAAAACCAAAACGCAGGAAAGUAACAAGUCGUCGGUUGUAAUGACAAAACCUAGCGUGUUGCAAAAAAUUGAGAAUUUUCUUGCACUUUAAAGAGCAACAUAGUGUUUAUGAUUUUUAUUAUUUUUUUAGCUUUUUUAAGUUAGCUAUAGCAUCAAUGAAGAUUGCAAUUAGAUUUUAAUUAUUCUUUUCUUUGUUUUAAAAUUCCAACAAUCACGUUAACACACCUGUCGAAAAAUCGUGAACAAAAACUGAAUUUUGAAAGUUGUUUUCAACUUAUAUCGGAAGAAAGAACACAGCCACACACACACACAGCAAAAGAACUUUUUUAAGGUUCAUACAGACACAUCAAAACAU